AUGACAGAUACCGACAAGCCGUCCACUUCCACAAGCAACUCAAACCCUGUGAGCUCGGCCCUCCCGCAUCCACUCCUUGACCCGUCUAAGGUUGGGCCUCUGACUUCUUUAACUGUGCUUCCGGGAUCCUCUUCCCCACCGUCGGUUCAAAUUGUGAAGGGGCAGAACGGAACAACGAUGCAGAUUGUGACAGUGGCUCUGCCGGCAAAUAUUCCUUCGCCAGGGUGA
Molecule: messenger RNA, 228 nt
Organism: Linum trigynum
Lineage: Eukaryota; Viridiplantae; Streptophyta; Magnoliopsida; Malpighiales; Linaceae
Source: the annotation of a GenBank genome assembly